CGAAGGUCGUUUUCCUAUGUUGAUCCACGACAGCCAAUCUCUUCCCAAACCUCACGAAUACAUUGAUAUCUCGAAGAAAACAGAGAAUCUGGUCACGGCCUCUACCUCGUAUGCAUGUACUUCGUCCGUUGAAGAUAUUGCUCGGAGUCGGAUUGCCCAGCUUGCUUCACAACACAACGUCAGUGAAUACAGCUGCCUUAAAUACGGCCCCAAUGGUUAUCCAGGGAAAUACGUCCCUCUCUCUGUGCAGGCACCUCAGACCUUCCAGGAGCUUCGCGCUCGUCAAACUCAAUGGUCUAACGCCAAAGCUUGGUGGUUCAGCGACAAGGCAACAGAAGCAACGUCUAUUGUGCUUGGCCCUUCUGGUGCUUCUGGGGUAACUUCCGACUCACUAUCAGAUGGCCUGGCACAACAAUUAUCUGCGGCAAUAGAUGAGCAGUUACCUCAGCCAGUAAAUGAAGGAAAACUUAGUCGGUCUUCCUCAAAUGGCGCUCAUAGUCAUACUAUAAAGACUUCUUCAUCCCACCCGAUAAACAUAUCCGCCAUAAUACCCGUCGAAAUUCUCGCUUUAUUAUCCUCUCAUGUCAUGUUCACAUCCAAUGGUCCCUUCACUGAAUCACCAAGGGAUUUUCCUUCACUUGACACUCAACCUACCGUUUUUGAAGUGCCUUCCCCUUUUACCUUGGACCGUUUCAUAUUGUCCUUUACGGGACAUCCGCAGACACAAUUUUCUCAGUCUCAUCAAAGUUCAAUACCCCCUCCGUCCACUUCGACAGAGAUACAUCCCGAUGCACAUCUUCGUACUCGCUCUCACGUCACUGAAGCUCUACAUGCUGCAUUGAAUUCCGGAAUCAAAUCAGGUUCCAUAACGCCUACAGAAGAUACUCGUGCCACUUUCCACUCCAAUGGUUCUUCUGUAUCGCUUUCCAUAUCACUAAAAUCAGUUCCUACCUCUCAAGGAGUGUCGCGAACAAUGUCUGACACCGAGCAGACGAACUUAGAAUUCGGUACUAAUGUGGAUAUCCCGUCUGAAGCAACUUCAGAGACCGGUCCACCAACAAACGAAGAGCUCCAAGCCGAAGCACAACUCCCCUCUGUUGAUUCAAUACCGACCCUUCCUUAUUCUACAGAUACUCCUUCGUUUAUCCUGGGGAAUAUGUUCAUGUCCUCAUGUCCAGGCAAGAAGGUCCGCUUAAAAGGUCCUGUAAAAGGUCGUUCGGGAGUAUGUAGAGACCUCUACGCUGACCUUCAACGUAUGAAAGACCUUGCGGUGGGCUGCGUAGUCUGCUGUCUUGACGACACCGAGCUUGAAUUUCUGGGUGCUCCUUGGCCGGAAUAUCAAGCCGCAACAAAUAAGAUUGGAUUGGACGUGUUGCGCCUUCCUACACCUGAGGGUUUAGCACCGGCAUUAACACCCGCACUUCUGGACAAGGAACUCACUACUCUCAUAAAAAACUAUACUCUUCGAGGAAUCCCUGUUCUCGUCCAUUGUAGAGGUGGAGUAGGUCGGUGCCUUCGACUGACGAGUAUAGUUGGCGUACACACUGACCUUGACUCAACAGGACGUGCCGGUGUAAUUUCUGCCUGUUGGAUCUUGAAGCUGGGACUUUGUGGCUGGUUGGGCGAUGAACCAAGCACUGCGUCUGAGUCAUCGUCGACUACGCUCCCUUGCGAUGGUGAAAUAGCGUCACCACAAAGUCCUCUCAAUCAGGAUACACUCCAACUUGUCGAAAAAGUCAUCGCGGUCGUCCGACGACGGCGCAGUGUGAAGGCUGUCGAGACUUAUGAACAAGCACAAUUCCUUGUCGACUUCAUAGAACAUCUUAGGUCAUCUCAUUCUAGUUAGCUUUGAAAAGGUACAUUCAGCUACACGAAUACUUUACUGUAGAUUUCUCGCUCACUUACUUUUCCUGGUGCAUUCUACUGUGAUAUUCAUUAGCAUUUCAGAUUCAUACUGUAGCAAUAGUUUUCGUUCUCUCUUUCUGCAUAACUUAUCAAAUAUGCGUAAGUACUUCAUGUGGUACAUGAUGACUAGCUAGCAACAUUAAAAUUUACAUCUGAGUCAGCUUCUCUUCCUUUACUUGUGC
Lentinula edodes (shiitake mushroom) is the source of this 2087-nucleotide messenger RNA. RefSeq lists its product as uncharacterized. Gene Ontology annotation, molecular function: phosphatase activity. The coding region runs from base 17 to 1846 and encodes 609 amino acids. Gene Ontology annotation, biological process: dephosphorylation. Lineage: Eukaryota; Fungi; Basidiomycota; Agaricomycetes; Agaricales; Omphalotaceae. The record is from RefSeq and is a predicted model, not a curated record. The transcript has 6 exons.